AUGGAAUUACAACUCACCAGAGAGACCGUGGACCUGCUACUCUCACCGCGCUGCGACGUUUCCACUGACGCCAACUUGGAUUACAUGCUCAAUAUGACUUUCGAGGAACUAAACGGGGAAUAUUCUCAAGAAAGGAUGGAUUCGGUGGCGAAAGCUCUGGAGGAAGUGCUCACGGCGGCGUUGCCACAGGGCUGCAUCACUGUUGGCGUCUAUGAAGCUGCAAAGUCGCUCAAUGUAGACCCAGACAACGUGGUCCUGUGCAUCCUGGCCACGGACGGGGAGGACGUGAAGGACGUGGCUCUGCAGAUCCACUUCACUCUGAUCCAGGCCUUCUGCUGCGAGAACCACAUCAACAUCCUGCGAGUGAACAACACGCGGCGUCUGGCCCAGAUCCUGUGCGGAGCAGGGGGAGGCGGGGGAGGAGGAGGGGAGAGGAGGCCCGGGGGAGGCGAGCCCAUGGACCCACACUGCGUCCUGGUCACGAGUCCGCCUUCGAACUCGUGGAAGGACCCGGCUCUGAGCAAAGUCAACCGCUUCUGCCGAGAGAGCCGCUGCAUGGAUCAGUGGGUUCCCAUCAUCAACCUGCCCGACCGGUCACGCUGCCCCCGGUGGCCUCUGUGCCACCUCACAACAAUGACCCCUCCACCCCCCGCCCCCAGUGACCCCCCUAACCCCCCCAAGCCCCCUCCUGCUGGGAUUCUGCUGCGCUCAGCGGUUCUGCUCAGCUCAAAACCACAGAGGAAAAAACUGAUCCAGGACUGA
Knipowitschia caucasica is the source of this 762-nucleotide messenger RNA. The record is from the annotation of a GenBank genome assembly. Lineage: Eukaryota; Metazoa; Chordata; Actinopteri; Gobiiformes; Gobiidae.